This is a messenger RNA of Leptopilina boulardi, 1064 nucleotides long. Its product is annotated as tRNA (guanine-N(7)-)-methyltransferase. The record is from RefSeq and is a predicted model, not a curated record. Bases 262 to 1017 code for a protein of 251 amino acids. NCBI's taxonomy places the organism in Eukaryota, Metazoa, Arthropoda, Insecta, Hymenoptera, Figitidae. Gene Ontology annotation, biological process: RNA (guanine-N7)-methylation; tRNA methylation. Gene Ontology annotation, cellular component: tRNA methyltransferase complex. The transcript is spliced from 6 exons. Gene Ontology annotation, molecular function: tRNA (guanine(46)-N7)-methyltransferase activity.
ACCGCAAGGGGGACACUCCCGUCAAAAGCACAUGUUUUUAUGUUUUUUAAAUAAAAAAAAAUAAUAAUGUAAACACUAUUUUUUCGUUUACAAAAAUGGUGUAAAGUAAACCAAUUUAAAAACGUUACUUCAGUUUUAUUUAUUGUAUAAAAAGAAAACAGGACAAAAGUUAAUUUAAUUUGUUAAGAGAGUUUUUUGGUGUUUGUAUUUUGAGGUUAAAUUUCUUUUAUAUUUUUGGAGUUUUUUUUCAAAUUAUCAAAAAUGACUUCAGUAGCUUUACCACAAAAAAAAUACUACAGACAAAGGGCACACUCUAAUCCAAUAGCUGAUCAUUGUAUUGAAUAUCCCGUGAAUCCAGAUGCGAUGAAUUGGAGCGAAUUAUAUUCAACAUUCGCAGAAACAAAUGAUAAAGAAUCUGAAAUUAAAAAGAUGACUAAGCAAGUGGAGUUCGCUGACAUUGGUUGCGGAUAUGGUGGAUUAUUGAUUACACUCUCACCAAUGUUUCCCGAUAAUCUAAUUGUUGGCAUGGAAAUCAGGGUCAAAGUCUCGGAUUAUGUGAUGGAUCGAAUCUCAGCAUUACGCCAACAAUAUCCUGAACAAUACAAUAAUAUUGCUUGCAUUAGAACAAACGCUAUGAAAUAUUUGCCAAAUUAUUUUCACAAAGGACAGUUAAAAAAAAUGUUCUUUCUUUAUCCUGAUCCUCAUUUUAAAAAAGCAAAACAUAAAUGGCGAAUUAUUAAUCAAACAUUAUUAGCAGAAUACGGAUAUGUUCUUGCAGAAGGAGCUAUUGUUUAUACAAUGACUGACGUUAAAGAUUUACACGAAUGGAUGGUUCUUCAUUUUGAAAAACAUCCAUUAUUCGAAAGAAUUCCUGAUAAUCAACUUGCUGAUGAUCCAAUUGUGGAAAAAUUAUAUGAAAGUACCGAAGAGGGACAAAAAGUGACGCGAAAUAAAGGAGAUAAAUUUUUGGCUGUAUUUAAAAGAAUUUGUGAUCCAUAUGAAAAAGAAGAAAGUUGAUAUUUUAUAAAAUUUUCUUUUUAAUAAAUUCAUUUUGCAAAAGAAGA